Ahaetulla prasina is the source of this 3357-nucleotide messenger RNA. RefSeq names its product inosine monophosphate dehydrogenase 1 (gene IMPDH1). The coding region runs from base 836 to 2731 and encodes 631 amino acids. The record is from RefSeq and is a predicted model, not a curated record. Gene Ontology annotation, biological process: GTP biosynthetic process. NCBI's taxonomy places the organism in Eukaryota, Metazoa, Chordata, Lepidosauria, Squamata, Colubridae. The transcript is spliced from 16 exons. Gene Ontology annotation, molecular function: IMP dehydrogenase activity. Gene Ontology annotation, cellular component: cytoplasm.
GACAGUUCGUUGCGGAGCGCAAGCAAAGGAAGCGAACCAACGGUUCAGCCCCUCUUCCCCGGGUAGCCCUAGAAGCGCGGGGAACUCAGGGCCCCCACAAACGGCCCGGAUGCCUGGCGACUCUGGCGGCCUCCUGCUGCCUGACCGGGAGGGAGGGAGGCAGGCAGAGCCGGAAAGGCAACGGGUGACCUUGGGGCCCUACCGCGAAACGUGGCAAGAGCCAAGAGAAAGCGAAAGGGCGCGUGGGGACGAAAUCCCCGGGCUGGAGCUAGGCUGACGCGCCCUAGACAGCAGCCGGGCAUCUGCCAGGGGGAGGUUUGCUCGGGCAUCGAGGAGGCUUUGAGAGUGCCGCGGUUUUGGUGGCGUGGAAAGAAUCAAACAUCCGCGGGACGAUGAGAAUAAGAAUAAUCGGUCCUACAGCAACGUUUAUCCCUGCUCCAAAAUCGGACGGAAUGGGGAUCACUCGCUAGGUGACUCGAGACCACUCGGGGUUUCCAGGCAAGGAACAGCCUCCGGUGGAAAACGAGCGCCCGAGCUCAGACUCCAGAGGAUUCGCACUUCGUCCACGCUCAGAGGGCUGGCUGUUGUUCGCCCGUCCGGGGUUCGAGGGCCUGUCUGGCCGGGUCGCCAGCGCUGCCUCUAGCCGGACCGAACUGAGCCUGGCAGGCAGCCGUCCUUCCUCCACUGCCGGCCCGGGAGGUGGACCGCUGGGCGGGGCUGGGCGCGGGCGUGGAAACCCUCCCGGGCGCUCCUGCCCAGCGCCACGCCUGUUUGAGCGCGUCUCCCGCCGCCGCCGCCGCCUGGGCUGCCCGGAGCCGUCGAGGUGUCCGUGGCCAUGGACGGGCAGGCGGCGAUGGCGCCCUACGAUUACAGCCUGAUCGUGGGGCCUCUGCAAGAACCCGCCAGCCCCAGGACGCCGCGCCUCGACUCCUCUGGCUGUGUGCCGCUCCACACCGGGCACCGGACCGCGGCGCAGAGGUACAACGCCCGGCUCUGUCAGGCCGGCCUGGAACCCGAGAGCAUGGCCGAUUACCUGAUCAGCGGCGGCACCGGCUACGUCCCCGAGGAUGGGCUGACGGCGCAGCAGCUCUUCGCCGUGGCGGACGGGCUCACCUACAAUGACUUCCUCAUCCUUCCUGGCUUCAUUGACUUCACGGCGGAUGAAGUGGAUCUGACCUCCGCCCUGACCCGGAAAAUCACCCUGAAGACCCCCCUUAUCUCCUCCCCUAUGGACACCGUCACUGAGUCAGAUAUGGCCAUUGCCAUGGCGCUGAUGGGGGGCAUUGGGAUCAUCCACCACAACUGCACCCCGGAGUUCCAGGCCAACGAAGUCCGCAAAGUCAAAUUUGAGCAAGGCUUCAUCACCGACCCGGUGGUCCUGAGCCCCAGCCACACCGUGGGGGACGUCUUCGAGGCCAAGAUCCGGCACGGCUUCUCGGGCAUCCCCGUCACUGAGACGGGCAAGAUGGAGAGCCAGCUGGUGGGGAUCGUGACCUCGAGGGACAUCGACUUCCUCUCUGAGAAGGAUUACAACACCCCUCUCAGUGAGGUCAUGACCAAGCGCAAUGACCUGGUGGUGGCCCCGGCAGGCGUCACCCUCAAAGAGGCCAAUGAGAUUCUGCAGCGGAGCAAGAAAGGCAAGCUGCCCAUCGUGAAUGAAGUGGAUGAGCUGGUGGCCAUCAUCGCCCGCACCGACCUGAAGAAGAACCGUGAUUACCCACUGGCCUCCAAGGACUCGCGCAAGCAGUUGCUGUGUGGGGCAGCCAUUGGCACCCGGGAGGACGACAAGUACCGGCUGGACCUGCUGGUGCAGGCCGGCGUGGACGUGGUGGUACUGGACUCAUCUCAGGGAAACUCCGUCUACCAAAUCAAUAUGGUUCAUUAUAUCAAGCACAAAUCUCCAGAGCUGCAGGUCAUCGGGGGCAAUGGAUGCACAGUGGUGACAGCUGCCCAGGCCAAGAACCUGAUCGAUGCUGGAGUGGAUGCCCUGCGUGUGGGCAUGGGCUGCGGCUCCAUCUGCAUCACGCAGGAAGAGCUGCCUGCUCUUCCCUGGCCACAGCCCGUGGCUCUCUGGAGCCGCCGGGGUGGCCGAGGGCUGGGCCGGACCCUCGGUGGGCCCUUCCUGCCUAUGACUCUCCCUCCCUCAGUGAUGGCAUGUGGCCGGCCUCAGGGCACCGCAGUCUACAAAGUGGCAGAAUAUGCCCGCCGGUUUGGGGUACCUGUGAUCGCGGAUGGUGGGAUCCAGACGGUGGGCCAUGUGGUCAAGGCCCUCUCGCUGGGGGCCUCCACAGUCAUGAUGGGCUCCUUGUUGGCGGCCACCACAGAGGCCCCCGGUGAGUAUUUCUUCUCCGACGGAGUGCGGCUGAAGAAGUAUCGGGGAAUGGGCUCCCUGGACGCCAUGGAGAAGAACCGCAGCAGCCAGAAACGCUACUUCAGCGAGGGGGACAAGGUGAAGGUGGCGCAGGGCGUUUCCGGCUCCAUCCAGGACAAGGGCUCCAUCCACAAGUUUGUGCCAUACCUGAUUGCUGGUAUCCAGCACGGCUGCCAGGACAUUGGCGCCAGAAGCCUCUCCGUUCUGCGCUCCAUGAUGUAUUCAGGGGAACUAAAGUUUGAGAAGAGGACAAUGUCAGCCCAGAUUGAGGGGGGAGUCCAUGGCCUCCACUCCUUUACGUUUCUGCCAUUUACGAGAAGCGGCUGUACUGAGGACAACUUCCAGAGCAGCGGCCUGUGACCGCUCCAGCCCCCCUGCCAGGGGCCACUGCUGAAGCCCACCAGUGCACCCACCUCUUCUCUUGCCCCUGGUUUGGCUGCGGCCCAAGACUUGCACUUUGGGCUGCCCUGCUGGCGACACAUCAGGCCUCUCGCCCGGCGCUGGGGCUGUCGCCGACUCCAUCUGGUGGGCAGAAUUGGGGCGGGGUGGGAUGGAUGCCCCUCUUGGGCUUUCCCCUAGUGCCUGGCCUCGUUUGCAGGUGGGGGCCUUGGCCGGUCUCCCCCUCCAGGGCCUCAAAGGUAUUGGCCUUGAAUAGCAGCCGGGGAGGAACUGCUGCCCUCCCGCUGGUGUGGGAAGGAAGGGGGUGGGCCCAGGUGGAAGGAGCUGCAAGGGACCAAAUCCAGCUGCAAAGGUUUGGCGGCAGCCUCUCUCCAAACCCUUCCGGCCAGCCCCUGGCCCUCUUGUGCUGGCUCUCCAGCUCCCACUGCAGCCGCCUCCGGGUGGGGAAGAGGAUCUUGGCUGUGGGGGGUGGGGGGCAGCUCUCACCGGCCCCACCUGGGAUUCCCUCCCAAUGCUGUAAUUUUUGCGCAUGCCAGGGCCCCACUUUGUGUCCUGUAUUAUUCGUAAAUAAAAGCAGCGGAGUGUCA